GUGCAGCGCGAAAUGCCGUGGGUGCCGAUCCUCAUCUUCCUUCGGAAGCUCAUCUCGCCGCCCGGCUUCGACUACGCCAAGAAGGCAGCGACACAGGAUCGGGCCGAUGUGCUUCCGACAAUGCUCUUUCUGGCGUUCGUGCCAUGGGUGGCUCCGCGCGCCGCCGCGACCGCCGGCCUCAUCACAUACAUGUGCGGCUUCGGCUUCAUCUACAACCGAGACAAAGAGGAUGUGCCUCGCGACGAAUUUGGGCAGAUUGGCGAGAUCCGGCCCUACGAGACACAGCCCCUCUACCUGACUUGCGCGCUGAUGGUCGGCGUGCACUUUGCGUCCAAGGCGCUCGCCAAGCGGCUGGUGGCGCGGCUGGUGGGCGCGCCGGACGGCCUCGAAUCCAUCCUCAAGGCCAGCCUCGUCCCGCUGGGCCUUACCUUCUGCGCCCUCUUCACCCGCGUCUCGAAGCCUUUCGCGUAGCCGCGAGGCGGUGCUCCCAGACCGCCCGCCCGUUGCCGUCGCUACAUUUGUCGCUUGAGGUUCGGGCGGACGGAAAGGGAUGUGUCGAUGAGUAAUUGCGCUUGCCCGGCACCACCCAAGUCCGGUUUUGGGACAUGGGAGGUUAUAAGUCUUAAGAGCAGGUUGGGCACU
Emiliania huxleyi CCMP1516 is the source of this 642-nucleotide messenger RNA. RefSeq lists its product as hypothetical. NCBI's taxonomy places the organism in Eukaryota, Haptophyta, Isochrysidales, Noelaerhabdaceae. Bases 13 to 471 code for a protein of 152 amino acids. The transcript is spliced from 6 exons. The record is from RefSeq and is a predicted model, not a curated record.